ACAAGCGGGGUUGCUUUGUGGCUGUCAACUUUCCCCGAGGUCCGAGUGGGUAGCCACGUUAUCAGUGGUCGCGGCGGCGGCAGCUACGACGGCGGAGAGAUGAGGCAGAAGCGGAAAGGAGAUCUCAGCCCUGCUGAGCUAAUGAUGCUGACCAUAGGAGAUGUUAUUAAACAACUAAUUGAAGCCCACGAGCAAGGGAAAAACAUUGAUCUAAAUAAGCUGAAAACCAAAACGGCUGCCAAAUAUGGUCUCUCAGCUCAGCCUCGCCUGGUGGAUAUCAUUGCCGCAGUUCCACCUCAGUAUCGAAAGGUCUUGGUCCCCAAGUUAAAGGCAAAGCCCAUCAGAACUGCCAGUGGGAUUGCUGUUGUGGCUGUGAUGUGCAAACCCCACAGAUGUCCACACAUUAGUUUUACAGGAAAUAUCUGUGUCUAUUGCCCUGGUGGACCUGAUUCAGAUUUUGAAUAUUCAACCCAGUCUUAUACUGGAUAUGAGCCAACCUCCAUGCGAGCUAUCCGAGCGAGAUACGACCCUUAUCUACAGACAAGACACCGAAUAGAACAGUUGAAACAGCUUGGUCACAGUGUGGAUAAAGUGGAAUUUAUUGUGAUGGGUGGAACAUUUAUGGCCCUUCCAGAAGAAUACAGAGAUUAUUUUAUUCGAAACUUACAUGAUGCAUUGUCAGGACAUACCUCCAACAAUAUUUAUGAGGCAGUCAAGUAUUCUGAGAGGAGCCUCACAAAGUGUAUUGGAAUAACUAUUGAGACCAGACCUGACUAUUGCAUGAAGCGGCAUUUAAGUGACAUGUUGACCUAUGGCUGUACAAGGCUGGAGAUUGGGGUGCAGAGUGUCUACGAAGAUGUGGCCAGAGAUACCAACAGGGGCCACACUGUGAAGGCAGUAUGUGAGUCCUUUCACCUGGCCAAAGACUCCGGUUUCAAAGUUGUGGCUCAUAUGAUGCCGGAUCUGCCAAAUGUGGGACUCGAGAGGGACAUUGAGCAGUUUACAGAGUUUUUUGAGAACCCUGCUUUUCGUCCUGAUGGUUUAAAACUUUACCCUACCCUGGUGAUUCGUGGAACUGGCCUUUAUGAGCUGUGGAAAUCAGGAAGAUAUAAGAGUUAUUCUCCUAGCGACCUGAUCGAAUUGGUGGCUCGGAUCCUUGCCCUUGUGCCUCCAUGGACUCGAGUGUACCGAGUGCAGAGAGAUAUUCCAAUGCCCUUAGUCAGCUCAGGAGUUGAGCAUGGUAAUUUGAGAGAACUGGCAUUUGCAAGAAUGAAAGACCUCGGAAUUCAGUGUCGAGAUGUGAGAACCAGAGAAGUUGGAAUUCAAGAAAUUCAUCACAAAGUACGGCCAUACCAGGUUGAAUUGGUAAGGAGAGAUUAUGUUGCAAAUGGUGGCUGGGAAACAUUCUUAUCAUACGAAGACCCAGACCAGGACAUUUUGAUUGGCCUCCUGCGAUUACGAAAGUGUUCAGAAGAAACCUUUCGUUUUGAAUUGGUUGGAGGCGUUUCCAUAGUCCGAGAGCUGCACGUGUAUGGAAGUGUAGUCCCUGUGAGCAGCCGGGACCCUACGAAGUUUCAGCAUCAGGGAUUUGGCAUGCUGCUGAUGGAGGAAGCAGAAAGAAUAGCCAGAGAAGAACAUGGAUCUGGGAAAAUAGCUGUUAUAUCAGGGGUUGGCACCAGGAAUUAUUACAGAAAGAUUGGCUACAGAUUACAAGGCCCAUACAUGGUGAAGACGCUAAAACAGUAACCACAUCAGUCCACCUGGAGGCAGCGUUUCUAUCAGGAAAUGGAGAUUUCAGGUGUCUUGAAUAUUCAACAGAGAGGCUGGGCAAAGCAAAUAGACCUACCCAGUCCCCUUGGCAAGAAGCUUCACCCUCAUCCUGCAGCUGCAGAGACUGGAAACUGCUUUCAGGGCGGGAUCGGGCCUCCGCGCUCCUGUGCCCCCUCUCCUGCGUGUUCCCAAGGAGUCACUCGGUCCUGUAUCCAGUUUCUAAAUUCUGAAUGAGGCCAGCACACCAACAAGCAAAUUAAUCAACACAUCUGGAUACCGUGAUUCAUGAACUAAAACUAGGUGUUGCUAUUUGAGGAGUCCAGUUAGAAGCAAUUUAUUGAUGUGGUAUAGGGACAAAAGGUCAGGUUGAACAUAUGAAAACUGACAAAUUUCGAACUCUGGACUUGAACUACAUAAGCAUUCCAGCACAAGAAAAUGAGCUUCUGUUUUGAUGAAAUCAUUCUGGUUUCUGUGAUGUUUGCAGUGAUGGAGAGAGGGCUUUAUGUUGCAGGCUUGAAACCAGCCUUUUUCAUUUGCAAGUCUACCACCUACGAUGGCUCAAUACAAACAUCCUUCGUUUCACAUUUUUUGUCUGUACUUCCUGCACUCUUGACAACUACAGAACAGUGGGCAGCACUUAGCCCGAGAAAUGUCCCCUUUGUGUGUCUUGAGCAGGUGGAGUCAGGCGUGCUGUGUCUUGGGUGGUGCGGCUGUCAGUCGAGGGUUCCUCCCCCGAGCUGUUUCCUGCAUUUUGGUUUGUCUUAAAUGGAGAAAGAUAAGGAUUCAACUCAUAUGGAAGCAAAAAAAAAAAAAAAUUGUGCAAAACAGGUCCAAAUCUAAAAACAGGGAAAAGAUUGGAUUGGAUUUUCAAAGCUUUAUCUUGUAAGUUCCAGGUAAUCUAAGGAGACUCAGCCUGGAGAGGGUCAGUUCUCAAGAGCGUGGCUUAACCCUGUGGCCCUCGGCUUCUGUGGCAUUUUACAACGGUUUAUUAAAUGGAAUUGAGUCUUCUAAAAGGUACAAAAAAUAAAACCUUCAACAAACAGAGCAGAAUCAUGUAGGGUUUCUUCGCCCUGUGAAUGCAGUGACAUUUGCCAUGAACUUGCAAGAUUGAGUUUCCAGCCUGUGACACUUCACUUCCUCCUGGGUGCUGUCUGCCAUUUCAUUAAACUGCCACGAGGCAAAUGGCAUUGCCUUGCUCGUGGGCUCUCUGUGGAACUCAAAGACUUUCCAUGAGUGUAGU
This is a messenger RNA of Molossus molossus (Pallas's mastiff bat), 3010 nucleotides long. RefSeq names its product elongator acetyltransferase complex subunit 3 (gene ELP3). Gene Ontology annotation, cellular component: nucleus; elongator holoenzyme complex; cytoplasm. Gene Ontology annotation, biological process: tRNA wobble base 5-methoxycarbonylmethyl-2-thiouridinylation. The transcript has 15 exons. The record is from RefSeq and is a predicted model, not a curated record. Gene Ontology annotation, molecular function: iron-sulfur cluster binding; acyltransferase activity, transferring groups other than amino-acyl groups. NCBI's taxonomy places the organism in Eukaryota, Metazoa, Chordata, Mammalia, Chiroptera, Molossidae. Bases 100 to 1746 code for a protein of 548 amino acids.